AUGGACAUUGAGACCAUACCAGGAGCCACAGUUGGAAGCAAGCAGAGGUUCUACAGGCUCUACAUGUGUUUCCAAGCACAAAAGGAAUCAUGGAAGAAGACUUGUAGGUCAGUUAUUGGCUUAGACGGAGCUUUUCUGAAGUGGGACAUCAAGGGACAGUUGUUGGCUGCGGUUGGAAGAGAUGGAGACAAUAGGAUUGUCCCUAUUGCUUGGGCUGUAGUGGAGAUAGAGAAUGAUACAAACUGGGAUUGGUUUGUGCAGCAUUUGGCCUUGGAUUUGGGAUUGGAACUUGGGAAAGGCUUUGUUGUAAUGUCUGACAAACAAAAGGGACUAGUGAAGGCAGUUCAUAACCUCCUUCCAGAAGCUGAGCAUAGGCAGUGUUGUCGCCAUAUUUACGAGAACUGGAGGAAAGGUGGAAAAGAUCUAAGGUUACAGAAGUUCUUCUGGUACAUUGCAAGGUGCUACACUCCUGGUAUGUUCAACUACAACAUGGAUGAGCUUAAGAGAUAUGAUGCAGGCGCACAUGCAUCUCUGGUUAAGACAAAGCCAGAGACUUGGUCUAGAGCUUUCUUCAAGAUAGGCUCCAACUGCAAUGAUAAUCUGAACAACUUGUGUGAGUCCUUCAACAAGACCAUCAGGGAGGCUAGGAAGAAGCCUCUGCUCGACAUGUUAGAGGAGAUAAGGCGCCAAUGUAUGACUAGGAACUACUUAAGGUCUAAGAUGGCUACGGCCAGGAAGACUAGGUUCACGGAGAAGACACACAAAGAGUUAGCCAGGGUUGAGGAGAAGUCUAAAGAGUGUACACUGCGUUGGGCAAUUGGGCCAGAGACUGAGGUGGAGGACCAAGAGCAGACGUAUGUUGUGAGUUUGGAGAGGGAGACUUGUGCAUGUCGAAGCUGGCAAAUGAAUGGUAUUCCAUGCAUCCAUGCUGCUAAGGUCAUCCUUGGUGCGAAAAGGAAGCUUUCUGAGUUUGUUGCUCCUUGCUACACAACAAACCAGUGGCGUGAAACCUACAGUUAUGGGAUCAGUCCUUUAAAUGGGAUGAUAGAGUGGCCUCAGACCAAUAGAUUAGGUGUGAUUCCACCACCUAAUCGAAAUGGCAAGCCUGGUAGGCCUAAAAACCAUUAUCGAAAAAAGGGAACCAAUGAGACAGUGUCUACUACCAAGCUGAGCCGUGCGAACAGGGUAAUGACAUGCUCUAAUUGCAAAGAAGAAGGGCACUACAAGAAUACAUGUCGGAAGGCUUUUGUCCCGAGCUCACCUAAGAAACCAAGAGGCAGACCAAGGAAAUAUCAGGUAAGGGACUACAUUUUGAAGAGUCACAAGCUCAAACCUCCCAAGCUCAAUCCUCACAACCUCACUCAUCACAAGCUUCCCAAGCUCACUCCUCACAAACUGAAGCAUCACGAUGGGAAGUUCCUCAAUCUACCCAAGCAUCACAGACUGGAGCGUGGGGAAGAUGGUUCUCUUAGAACUACUCUUUUGUUUGUUGUGUGA
Molecule: messenger RNA, 1497 nt
Organism: Raphanus sativus (radish)
Lineage: Eukaryota; Viridiplantae; Streptophyta; Magnoliopsida; Brassicales; Brassicaceae
Exons: 3
Coding region: 1-1497 (498 amino acids)
Molecular function (GO): nucleic acid binding; zinc ion binding
Source: RefSeq, a predicted model, not a curated record